CAUCGUCGUUUGGUUAGUUGUCAUCGUUGUCACUAAAAGACGGAAAACUUUAUGUUGUCAUUUUUCUGAACCAUCGAAUUUUAACAACCAUUCAAAAUGUCUGCAUUAUUCGACGAUCUAAAUUUCUACAUCACACCAGAUAAAUUUAUCAUUGAACCGCGGGGCGUUAAUGAACAAUUGGUCAUCAGCCGUGUGAGCAAAGACAUUACCGUACAAGCUCGGGCUUAUCAAUCGGUUGAAUCGCGAGCAACUCGGCGAAUUUGCGGUAUUAUUGGAACCAUCAAUCUGAUCAAUGGAUUCAAUUUGAUCGUAGCCACACAUCGCGAAUAUGUGGGCCAAAUCAAUGGACAAGUUAUUUGGAGAUUAGCUGGUUAUGACAUCAUUCCGUACAUGUCGGCAAGUCAUUUUCUCAGUGUGAGCCAGAAAUCCCAGAAUGACACCUAUCUACUAAUGCUGCACAAAAUGCUAGACACUCCAUACUUUUACUUCUCAUAUAGCUACGAUUUAACGCACACUCUGCAGAGAUUGCAUUCGAUGCCACCCGAUUUUUUGCAGAUGGGUCUCAACGAACGAGCAGAGUCGCGAUUUGUAUGGAACAAAUUUCUGCUGCAACCAUUUCAAUCGCAAAAUUUGAAGUCCUACUGCUUGCCGCUGAUUCAUGGAUUCGUGUCGAUCAAUCAGCUAAAUAUCAAUAACAAUCAAUUUACAUUGAUAUUGGUAUCUCGGCGGUCGGUUCAGCGUGCCGGUGUACGACUGUUUAGCAGAGGAAUCGAUCGUAAUGGCUAUUGCUCAAAUUUUGUCGAAACGGAACAAAUUGUCGAAUUUGCCGGCGAUCGAGCAUCGUUCGUUCAAACUCGUGGUAGCAUUCCAUUGUUUUGGGCCCAGUCCCCAAAUUUGCAAUACAAACCGAAGCCUACAAUCGAUUCGCUGAAGAAUCAUAUGAACAUGGCUGCCGCAUCGAAACACUUGGACACACAAAUGCAACUGUACGGACGACAGGUUUUGGUGAAUUUGAUCGACCAUCGAGGUGCCGAAGGAAGCCUCGAAACUGGAUUCGCCAAUAUUAUUGCCCAGAUCAACAAUUCGGUGGUACGCUACGAAUCGUUCGACUUUCAUUCGGAGUGUCGUAAGAUGCGCUGGGAUCGAUUAAACAUUUUAAUCGAUCGGGUGGCGCACGAACAAGACGAUUUCGGAUGGUUUCAUUUGCGUCGCGAUGGAACGCUGCUAUCCAGCCAGGAUGGAGUUUUUCGCACCAAUUGCGUGGAUUGUUUAGACCGGACGAAUGUUGUGCAGAGCAUGCUGGCGAAACGGUCACUGAAAAUGAUUCUGACGAAAUUGGAAAUUUUGAAUGCUGGACAAACCAUCGACAGUACGGCAACGCUGUCCAGUUUGUACAAAAACGUUUGGGCAGACAAUGCAGAUCUGGUGUCGAUUCAAUAUUCUGGAACGGGAGCCCUAAAAACGGACUUUACACGAACGGGCAAGCGAACGAUGCAGGGAGCGCUGAUGGAUGGAUACAACUCGAUGGUGCGAUAUUUUAAGAACAAUUUCGCUGAUGGCUUCAGACAGGACUCAAUCGAUCUAUUCUUAGGCAAUUAUUUAGUUCAAGGUGCUGACGAAGGAUCCAUUCUACCGUGUCCGUUGCAAGUGACCAAAGGAUGGAAACAGAGAACAUUCCCAAGUUUAUUGGUAUUUGCGUGUGCUAUGUUCUUUUCGUCUGCCAUACUACCGCAAGUGUACAACACGGAAAACAUGUUAUUCCUUAUGUUUUGGGGUAUGGCCGUUGGAUUCACCAGUCGCACCAUAUUCCGACACGGCGAAGAGUUUGUCGAUUGGCCAAAAUUAGUUACAUUUAAUCAAGAUCCGUAGCAAUGAGUUUAAUAAUGUGAUUGAAAUAGUGUAAUGGGAGCCGAAUACGAGAGGCAAUUUUUGAUAAUUUAUUGUUUUGUUUUUGUAAUUUUCCUUUAUUCCCGUUCUUGUCCGUUUGCGGUGAUUCAGUAAAGUAUAAGAGAACCUAGUUUCUUCAAUAGAAAUAUAGUUGCUUAGUUUUGAGUGUAGAUGAGUUUAGGUACUGAUUCUAUCGUAAUAUGAAUUCAAAUUUAAUCCAAUUCAAAUUGUAAUGAAUUUAAAUAAAUUCCAUUGUUUAUAUACCU
This is a messenger RNA of Bradysia coprophila, 2153 nucleotides long. It is a transcript of the gene Sac1, whose product is annotated as phosphatidylinositol-3-phosphatase SAC1. Gene Ontology annotation, molecular function: phosphatidylinositol-4-phosphate phosphatase activity. The record is from RefSeq and is a predicted model, not a curated record. Lineage: Eukaryota; Metazoa; Arthropoda; Insecta; Diptera; Sciaridae. Gene Ontology annotation, biological process: phosphatidylinositol dephosphorylation. Gene Ontology annotation, cellular component: endoplasmic reticulum.